AUGCGUUUGCACUGGCCUUUCACUCUCCUUCCUCUUGUCCUUCCCCAUACCUUCGCUGCUACCGCCGACCAGUGGAGAGGACGAAGCAUAUACCAACUAAUAACUGACCGUUUUGCCCUUGCGGACGGCGCUAAUCUCGAUGCCUGCAAUCCCGCUGACCAGGACUACUGUGGAGGCACCUGGAAUACCAUCCGAAAUAAACUUGACUACAUCCAGAAUGCGGGCUUCACUGCAAUAUGGAUAUCGCCAGUAAACCAAAACUAUCAAGGCGAUAGAACUGCCUAUGGAUACCCCUACCAUGGCUAUUGGAUGGCCGACAUUACCCAGCUCAAUGACCGCUUUGGCACCCAAGACGAUCUCAAGGCACUCAUCUCUGACUUGCAUGCCAGGGAUAUGUAUUUGAUGGUCGACGUCGUCGUCAACAACGUUGUAAACCCUCCUACAUGUCGUGAGCAGAUGGCUACGUCUACCAACCCCGACUACUCCAGUUAUAUGUUCAAAGACUCGUCGUACUACCAUCCUUACUGUGCGAUCGAUUGGGGCAACACUACGUCCGAGCAACUUUGCUGGCUCGGUGAUGAGACGGUCACGCUGCCUGACCUUAACACCACUAAUCCCGCGGUGGUGUCAGGAUACAUUGACUGGAUCAAGAACUUCGUCCAAGAAUAUGAUGUCGAUGGCCUUCGAAUCGACGCCGCCAAGCAUGUCGACAUGCAAUUUUGGCCGCAAUUUUGCGGUAGUGCAGGUGUAUUUUGCAUGGGCGAAGUGUAUGGCGGCGUUGAUGUGGAACCCGUCGCCCAAUAUCAGGGCCCUCAGGGUCUCGAUUCUGUGCUCAAUUACCCUCUCCAAGCAGGACUUCUAGCCGCAUUCCAGAUACCUGGAGACCUCAAUGUGACCGCCCUUGCCGAUGUCGUCCAGCAGAGCAAACAAUUAUUUACUGAUACAACUCUGCUCGGCAACUUUUUGGAGAACCAGGAUGUCCCGCGGUGGGCGAACCUCAGCGUGGACCCGCAGACCAUGUACAACGCCAUGACGUUCACAUUCAUGUCCGAUGGCAUCCCCAUUGUAUACUAUGGUCAAGAGCAAUCCUUCUCUGGAAAUAGUGAUCCGUACAAUCGAGAACCCCUUUGGCCGUCUGGAUAUGCGGAAACAUAUGCCUAUACUCUCAUCCAGAAACUCAAUGCCGCUCGAAAUUUUCUUGUUUCCAAUAUAUCAGAGGCUGAUUGGCUCACAUCAGAGACAGAGAUCCUCACUCAGUCACCUCACGGCAUCGCUAUCAUGAAAGGUCCUGUUAUCACCAUUCUCACGAAUAUCGGAUCACCGGCGCAGAAUGGGACGAAUAUUGCAGUCCAAACACCAUAUGACAGCGAAACAGCUUUCUUCGAUGUCUUUGAUUGCAGCCAAUGGGUUGUUGGGAGCGAAGGGACCUUGGAUGUUGAAUACACGAAAGGCGGGAAGGCGGUGGUAUUGGUGAGGUCUGAUGUGUUGGAAUUGUCGGACAUUUGUAGCGACCAAGUUGGCGUCAGUAUCGUACAUGCGGCUGGUACGGGUGCAUCAUCCGCGUCGAGUGGUGCCACGGCAGGCAUACAACGACUGGCAUGGUGGGCAGCGCUGAUGCUGCCUACAUUCUGGUUGUGGUCAUGA
Guyanagaster necrorhizus is the source of this 1644-nucleotide messenger RNA. RefSeq names its product glycoside hydrolase family 13 protein. Gene Ontology annotation, biological process: carbohydrate catabolic process. Bases 1 to 1644 code for a protein of 547 amino acids. The transcript has 7 exons. The record is from RefSeq and is a predicted model, not a curated record. Gene Ontology annotation, molecular function: alpha-amylase activity; calcium ion binding. NCBI's taxonomy places the organism in Eukaryota, Fungi, Basidiomycota, Agaricomycetes, Agaricales, Physalacriaceae.